Messenger RNA from Topomyia yanbarensis, 2050 nucleotides. RefSeq names its product sodium/potassium/calcium exchanger 3-like. The transcript has 8 exons. Bases 112 to 1752 code for a protein of 546 amino acids. Lineage: Eukaryota; Metazoa; Arthropoda; Insecta; Diptera; Culicidae. The record is from RefSeq and is a predicted model, not a curated record. Gene Ontology annotation, molecular function: calcium, potassium:sodium antiporter activity; calcium channel activity. Gene Ontology annotation, biological process: intracellular calcium ion homeostasis; calcium ion transmembrane transport. Gene Ontology annotation, cellular component: membrane.
ACCUUGUUGGCGCGUUAUGUGCUGUGGUGUUUCGAAUUUGGCCCAACAGGUUUGAUAAGUGCAUUCAAGCGUGUGUUCUGUUCAGUGCAAUUUUAUUUCCUUUAUUCGGAGAUGGUAGAACCUGGGACGUUUUGUGGAAUAAAGAACCGAAGAGUGAAGGUCGCUUUUGUGCUUAGAAUAUUGUUUGUUGUGAGCUUAUUGUCGAUUUCGGUAAUAAAUUCGCUGAUCGCAUCAUCCGAUGGCAACGCCGUAGUUUUCAAAUCUCGACAACGUCGUCAUCUGCUUGAGAUUCUGCAGGAUCAGGUAGAGGUAUUUGGAUCUGUUGAUGUCGGGUUUGUGACAGAUUUGAAACCCGAGGAAUUUACGGAAUUUGCGGGUACAACUGAACCAAAUUGGUUUCCGGGAAGGAAUUGUACGCCAGCGGCGAUCUUUGAGUUUCCGUCAGAUGGAUUUACUCGCGAGGAUCGUCGUCAUGGAUGGAUCGUAGUACACUUACUGAUUGCUUGCUACUGUUUCUGGCUACUAGCCAUAGUCUGCGAUGAUUAUUUCGUACCGGCGAUCGAGUUGAUGUGCAAAAAACUUCAGGUGAAGGAGGAUGUUGCAGGGGCAACCUUCAUGGCGGCAGCCUCAUCCAGCCCAGAACUGUUUAUUAACUGUGUUGGAACAUUUGUAACUAAAGGGGAUUUAGGAGUUGGUGCCGUGGUAGGAUCCGCCGUGUUCAAUAUCCUAGCAGUUCCUGCCGUCUGUGGACUUUUAGGUGGACAGGUAGUCCAACUGAAAUGGUGGCCUGUCACACGCGACUCGAUAAUGUACGGCAUGGCCGUCAUCGGCCUGAUCACUGUGCUCUCCGAUGGGAAGGUUAUGUGGUACGAAGCGCUAAUCUUAGUUUUAGCCUACAUUCUCUACAUUACAGCAAUGUACUGCAAUGAUUCCAUCAAUCGUUGCAUGUCACGUGCGUUUCGUCGGAAAUCUUGCGUCAGACCGUACACGGAGGUUACUGAAAUUUCACCGCUAUUGUCGAAUGGACAAAAUGGCACUGCAAAUGGUACUUUGAAAAAUGGCCACGUCAAACAAUCCUGCGAAAGCGAAGCUAGUGAAGAUAGCUUCGAAGAUUUCGAAUUAGCAUCAACGCCCUGGAAUCGUCGAGAAGAAAAUACUUUGGCAUACCUCUGUCGCUGGCCUAUCACGUUUCUCCUGUGGACCACUAUCCCGGAUUGCCGUCGCUAUCCCAAGCUGCGCAUCUUGACGUUCUUCGCGUGCAUAUUUUGGAUCGGUAUUACAUCCUACUUUGUCGCGUUUCUUAUCACCGUUGUGGGUGACACCAUUGACAUUCCCGACUCUGUGAUGGGACUUACGUUCCUGGCGGCUGGUACGAGCGUGCCAGAAGCAGUGUCCAGUAUCAUCGUCACUAACCAGGGACAUGGUGAAAUGGGUAUUAGCAACUCAAUUGGAUCCAAUACUUUUGAUAUCCUGCUUUGCCUCGGUUUACCGUGGUUGAUCAAAUCGCUAGCUUUACCUGCCGUACCUGGAAAUCGAUGGGUGACUUUAAAUUCAUCCGGUCUACCCUACUCAGCGAUUUCGCUGUUAUCGACGUUGUUUGGGCUGUACAUCGCAUUCUGGGCCAACCGUUUCAAGCUGGACUGGAAAGUCGGGUUAACGUGCCUGGCGAUGUAUGUGGCCUUUUUGACAGUGUCCAGUCUGAUCGAGCUCAACGUGUUCUUCCAGGUGAAUCUGCCAACAUGUAUUCACUAAGCGCUGAUCCGUGUGGUGCCGUCGAACGGUUGGCUAGAUGGCGCUUCGUACUAUGUUAUUUUAUGUACAUAUUAUUGUAAUAAUGAUAUUUUAACAUGUAAAUGUGUAACAAAAUAUUUUGUUAGUCGAGCAAUAAGAAGUAUACUCAAAGCUGCUAAGCAGGUACAGACAAAAUGAUUGUUGGGAUUAAUUCAGAAAGAUCGUUUUUGGUUGUGUGUCCUAAGCUGGUAAUAAUGAUUGUGGUUCAACUCUGCAUACCCACAAAAACCACAUACAUCUGCAUACCAUAUGAUUUAAA